AUGAAGUGUUAUCCGAUAAAAAAACGUGAAGUUUAUUUAUAUUUAACACGAAAUUUUCGCUAUUGGGAGAAACGAAAUGUACCAUUCAUACCACCUUCAGUUUUCUUUGGGAAUUUUGCACCUAUAUUUACUUUACAAAAACAUAUCAGUGAAUAUUUACAAGAAAUUUAUGAUAAAUAUAACAAUCUACCAUUUAUUGGAUUAUUCUCAAUUACUACUCCCGUAUUAUUUGUACGUGAUUUAGAUUUGAUCAAAGCAAUUUUGAUCAAAGAUUUCCACGUCUUUCCAGGCAGAAAUUUCUGUGAAGAAACAAACUAUAUACGUGAACCAAUAUAUUUAUAUACAUUAUUUAGUUUAAAAGGUCCACCUUGGAAAGAAAUACGUCCCAAAUUAACAUCAUGUUUUACGAGAGGAAAAAUGAAAAAUAUGACACACUUUAUGCUGACGUGUGUUAAACAAUUAGAAAAUGUUAUUGAGCAACGUAUUCAAAUGGAGCCAAAAAAUCCAUUGAUAUUAAAACAAAUAAUGUCACAGUAUACAAGUGACGUAAUAUCGAAUUGUAUUUUUGGUAUAGAAGGCUCUGCAUUAACUAAUCCUGAAUCCGAUGGCUUCUAUAAAAUGGGAUCGGUAAUGUUUAAUCCGUCGUCUUUAAGAGCAUUGAAAGUUUACUUUGCAAUUCUUGGACCAACAAAUCGGUUUCUUAAAAUGUUACCAAUUAGACAAAAUAAAGAAGCUAUAUACAAAAUUUGUCGAAAUGCCGUAUGGAAAACAAUUCAUUAUCGAGAGGCAAAUAAUAUUUUUCAGGAUGAUUUUAUGGAUGCAUUGCGGCAAUUAAGAGAUAAAAAUGUAAUCGACGGAGAUAAUCUUGUGGCCCAAGCUUUUGUUUUUAUUCUCGCCGGAUAUGAAACCUCAUCGUCUUUGAUGUCUUUUGCAGUAUAUGAAUUGGCAAAAAAUUCAGAAAUUCAGGAGCGGGCAAGAAAAGAAGUUCGCGAAUGCCUUAAAAAAUAUAACAUGGAAAUGACCUAUGAAUGUAUUUCUGACAUGAUUUAUGUGGAACAAGUUUUAAAAGAAACAUUACGAAUGUAUCCACCGCUGUCAUUUUUGGAUCGUAUAUGUGUAAAAGAAUAUCAACUUCCCGGAACGGAAAUUAAAAUUGAUCCUGGUACAAAAAUAUUUAUAUCUGCUUCCAGCAUACAUAUGGAUCCAAAAUAUUAUCCAAAUCCAAAACAAUUUAAUCCUGAAAAUUUUUCUCAAGAAAAUAUCCAAAAACGUGACAAAUGUACAUUUUUAGCAUUCGGUGAAGGACCGAAGAAUUGUAUAGGUGAAAGAUUCGGUAUGUUACAAAGUAAAAUGGGAAUUGCUUCGCUGCUCAAUAAAUUCCAAGUUUCUGAAUGUGACGAAACCCCAAAAACAAUAUCAAGACGGUGAGAAUUAAUUAUCUUUUUUUUUUCGAUUUUUCGAUGAACUUUUUGCAAAAUUGACAAAGAACUCUGCAAUACUUAAUAUCCACCUUCCUUCCGUUCUUGCUCUACAUAUUUUGUUUAUGCGGUC
This is a messenger RNA of Chrysoperla carnea, 1551 nucleotides long. RefSeq names its product cytochrome P450 6j1-like. Gene Ontology annotation, molecular function: monooxygenase activity; oxidoreductase activity, acting on paired donors, with incorporation or reduction of molecular oxygen; heme binding. The transcript has 7 exons. NCBI's taxonomy places the organism in Eukaryota, Metazoa, Arthropoda, Insecta, Neuroptera, Chrysopidae. The record is from RefSeq and is a predicted model, not a curated record. Bases 1 to 1428 code for a protein of 475 amino acids.